AUGAGUACCCGGAGCAUGCUCCUGCUGGUGGCUCUCCUGACUUUGGGAAGCCAGCUGCCCGUGGCCUUGGGCAAGAAGACGGGAGAGAAGCCGGGGGGCUGCCCACCAGAUGAUGGACCCUGCCUCUUGUCGGUGCCUGAUCAGUGCAUGAGUGACAGCCAGUGUCCCUCAUCUUUAAAGUGCUGCUACCGAGCUUGCUUCCGCCAGUGUGUCCCUCGGGUCUCCGUGAAGCUGGGCAGCUGCCCCGAGGACCGGCUGCGCUGCCUCAGUCCCACAAAGCACACGUGUAACCAAGACGCCGACUGCAAAGGCAGGAAGCGUUGCUGCCCCAGCGCCUGCGGCCGGGACUGCCGAGACCCCUACAAAGGUGGGGUCCAGCAGGAAGAGACGAUGAUGCGGCAGCGAUCGAUGCGGCCUCAGCCGCGGGGGACGGAGGAGCACAGGCAAGGAGGGGGCCGCGGGGCCUCCGCCGCAGCGAGCCGAGGCGCGGCAGGGCCGCCGGGGGCACAGACCAGCCCCGGCGCGACCCGCGCGCGGCUCCCCGGCUCCAGCGCCCUUGGGACCCGCACGCUGAUCUCCCUGCAGCCGAAGACAUGGACAUGA
This is a messenger RNA of Jaculus jaculus (lesser Egyptian jerboa), 603 nucleotides long. It is a transcript of the gene Wfdc5, whose product is annotated as WAP four-disulfide core domain 5. Gene Ontology annotation, molecular function: peptidase inhibitor activity. Gene Ontology annotation, cellular component: extracellular region. The record is from RefSeq and is a predicted model, not a curated record. The transcript is spliced from 6 exons. NCBI's taxonomy places the organism in Eukaryota, Metazoa, Chordata, Mammalia, Rodentia, Dipodidae. Bases 1 to 603 code for a protein of 200 amino acids.